Messenger RNA from Acaromyces ingoldii, 749 nucleotides. RefSeq names its product 3-hydroxyanthranilate 3,4-dioxygenase 2. The coding region runs from base 5 to 553 and encodes 182 amino acids. Gene Ontology annotation, biological process: 'de novo' NAD+ biosynthetic process from L-tryptophan; quinolinate metabolic process. NCBI's taxonomy places the organism in Eukaryota, Fungi, Basidiomycota, Exobasidiomycetes, Exobasidiales, Cryptobasidiaceae. Gene Ontology annotation, cellular component: cytoplasm. The record is from RefSeq and is a predicted model, not a curated record. The transcript has 4 exons. Gene Ontology annotation, molecular function: 3-hydroxyanthranilate 3,4-dioxygenase activity; iron ion binding.
UAAGAUGCUUUCGCCACCUCUCAAUUUCAACAAGUGGGUCGAAGAGAACAAGCACAAGCUUCAGCCUCCAGUGGGCAACUUUUGCCUCUUCAAGUCCAAGGACUAUACCGUCAUGGUUGUCGGUGGGCCCAAUGCCAGGUCCGACUACCACUUCCAGCCCACCGAGGAGUUCUUCUACCAGGUGAAAGGGGCGAUGCUUCUCAAAGUGGUCGAAGAUGGGCAAUUUAAGGAUGUCCGAAUUGGCGAGGGCGAAAUGUUUAUGCUUCCUGCGAACACACCUCACAGUCCUUGUAGAUUCGAAGACACGAUCGGGCUCGUAGUGGAGAGGACGAGGCCUGCGGGCGAGGAAGAUGCCAUGCGCUGGUAUUGUCCUAACCUCGCCGCUCACGACAACCAGCCACACGUUGUCAAGGAAUCGCGCUUCUUCUGCACCGAUCUCGGUACUCAGCUGAAGCCCGUCAUCGACGCUUGGAAGAGUGAUGCGACCGCAAGGAAGUGCUCAUGCGGCUACGAACAAGGCGAACGAGAGCUCAUCGGAGAGCUGAGGGUCUGAUUGACGGAAUUCGUUACUCAAUCUGUGUGUCUUUUGCCCGAUGUACCGUCUCAGCCAGCACUCAUGAGGGCCUCAAUAUGGAUUGAAUCCAAACAACGUGAAAAUAACCCCCUCCUUUCCCCCUUGAAUUUUAAUCGUUCAAGGAGCAGGGUAUGGGUCUCUCUAAAUGGUAAUGGUGAAGAAGCUUACGUAAUGC